Molecule: messenger RNA, 1921 nt
Organism: Stegastes partitus (bicolor damselfish)
Lineage: Eukaryota; Metazoa; Chordata; Actinopteri; Pomacentridae
Gene: grik6
Product: glutamate receptor, ionotropic, kainate 6
Exons: 10
Coding region: 107-1492 (461 amino acids)
Biological process (GO): monoatomic ion transport
Cellular component (GO): membrane
Molecular function (GO): signaling receptor activity; ligand-gated monoatomic ion channel activity
Source: RefSeq, a predicted model, not a curated record
UGACACUUCAGUUUGCAGCUCACUGGGGUCUGCUUGAAGCUGACGUGCCAAUCCAGCGGUCACCACUUGGACUCUUGUCAGGAGGCUGCGAAUCGAGAGAGACAGGAUGCUGCAGGGGUUUCUCUUACUGUUUCCUUGGCUGUUCCUGAACACGGGACUGUGUUCUGCAGCACAAUCAGAGCUGACAAUCACAACCAUAAAGCAAGAGCCAUACACGAUGUCCAAAGGCACACAGCUGGAGGGCUUCUGCAUGGACCUGCUGUCUGAGGUCGCCAAGAAGCUGGGCUUUAAAUACAGAGUGCAGCUGGUGAAAGACACUUCGUACGGCCGACAGGACGAGAACGGCAACUGGAAUGGGAUGAUUGGAGAGGUGGUGAGAGGGGAGGCAGAUCUGGCCAUUGCUCCACUGACUCUCACUGCGGCUCGUGAGAAAGCUGUGGGAAUGACCAAACCAUUCAUGCAGACUGGAAUCAGUGUCCUACUAAGGAAGGACAUCUCAGAGGGAGCAGGCUUCUUUGAUUUCCUGACCCCCUUUUCAGCACAGACUUGGGUCGGCAUACUGGUGGCCUACGUGGGGACGGCUGCCUGCAUCUUCAUCGCUGCCAGACUGAGCCCAUGUGAGUGGAGUCAGCCUCAAAGUGAGCAGAGCAGAUUCGGUUUCCUCCACAGUCUGUGGUACACGGCUGGAGCUCUGACGCUGCAAGGCGCUGGUCCUCAUCCCAAAUCCCUCUCAGGACGCGUCAUCUGCUGCAGCUGGUGGCUGUUUGCUGUCGUCCUCUUGGCGUGUUACUUCUCCAACCUCAGCGCCUCCAAGAGCUCAGAGUCCAGUCAGCUGACGGUCAAAGGGUUUGAGGACUUGGCCAACCAGGACAUGAUCGAGUACGGCUGCCUGGCUGGUUCCUCCACCCUCGCUUUCUUCAAGAAUUCAAACAACCCCGUGUACCGCAGGAUCUACGAACACAUGGAGAGAACAAAGAGUUUCGUGUCGUCUAUGGAUGAAGGGAUCCGACGUGCACGAGAGGGCAACUUUGCCUUCAUUGGAGAGUCUGUUUCUCUGGACUUGGCCGUAGCGCGUCACUGUGAGCUGGUCAGAGCGCACGAAGUCGUUGGCAUGAGGGGCUACAGCAUCGCUGCUGCUCUGGGUUCUCCGAUCAUAAAGAACCUCAGCGUGGCGAUCCUGCAGCUGAGCGAGGCCGGAGAGCUGGCGUACCUGCGAAGCAAAUGGUGGGCCAGCAGCUGCAUCGCAGGCAAAGCCAAGUCUUCAGCUGUGCAGCCGCACAGCCUCAAAGGGAUGUUUCUGGUUCUCUCCCUGGGCCUUGGGCUGGGAACAGUUCUGGCUGUGCUGGAACUCACCUCCAAGAGCCGCAGGAGCGCAGCAGAGCAGAAGAAGUCCUGCUGCACUGUGCUGACUGAGGAACUGAGUCUGCGCCUGAGGACCAGCGAUGCAAAAACAUCCCAGGAAAAUGCAGAAAAAGACAAAGAAAAAGCAUAGAAGCCUGAGAGAAACUGAGAAAUGAUCAACUCUGAAAAGCUUCUUUAACUUUCAAAGUGUGCCAGUAUUUGAUAGAAACAUUAACUCUGUAGAUUUUGAACUCUUAAAAUUUGAGAACUCAUUUAUUAAAAAAGACAAUUUAUUGAGUUUUAAUGAUCAACUCUAGAAUUUCCAUGAAAAAUCAAACAUUACACUUGAAUUUUUAUAAAAAAUAAUUCCAGGUUUACACUUGAAAACUUAAAAACUGACUAACAGAUAGCGCUCACGUGUUUAGUUCUGUUUAUGUUGUUGUUUACAUCUCUGCAUCGUGCUAUUUUGUACAGUUGGCAUCAUGUGAUCUGAACAAUUCCUUUUUAAAGACUAUUUCAUGCAUAAAAGCUGUGAUGACUGUAAACAUUCCAGGAGGACUAAAAUAUUAAAAACUGCCUA